Messenger RNA from Suillus subalutaceus, 3258 nucleotides. RefSeq names its product Fusaric acid resistance protein-like-domain-containing protein. Lineage: Eukaryota; Fungi; Basidiomycota; Agaricomycetes; Boletales; Suillaceae. The transcript has 15 exons. The coding region runs from base 1 to 3258 and encodes 1085 amino acids. The record is from RefSeq and is a predicted model, not a curated record.
AUGGAGAACGAGGGCCAGCUUAGGAGUCCUAUGACACGUGACAGACGCCAUCUUAUAAACUCCUCUCACCGCUCCGAGCACUCUUCAGCGGGACCUCUGACUUCAGAAGCUACCGCCACUGACUGCGAUCCAUUCAACAAUGUCCUCCAAUCGCAUCCGCAGGAGCACAACACCCGAGAGGCGUCGUUCGAGCAAUCCAGUGAACAUCAUGGUCCCACUGAAUCAGAAGACCAGUUCAAAGCCUCCUUUGACGGCUCUUCAGCUACCUCUGUCCCUACAUUGCUAUCACGCCAUCGGUUUCUUCCCUUGCAAGUACCCACAAUACCAGUUUUGUGGAAGAACGUUCUCAAAUGCGCAGUGGCAUAUCUUAUUGCCUCUCUCUUUACGUUUUCACCAUAUCUCUCCGGAUUCUUCAGUGAUAUUUCCGCACCGGGAGCAGGGAAUGGCCUCCCAUCGCCCACUGGUCACAUGAUAGCCACUAUCGCUAUCUACUAUAACCCCGCAAAAACCAUGGGGGGAAUGAUGGAGGCCGAUUCGUACUGCUCGAUUGCGUUUCUUUAUGCAGCAUUUGUCUGUUUGGGAAGCAUGUCCAUGUUCUGGUCCCUCGAGGUCAGACCAGGAUGGGAGUGGCUCGGUGACGCUCUUGUCAUUUUGUGGGUUGGAGUCAGUAUGUGGGGUCUCACUUGGAUUAGAGCGUGGAUGGACAAACCCACAUUUAAUUCGGCGUGUAGCAUGGCUGCCAUAAUAUUAUCUAUUGUAAUUGUCAAGGAAGGAGGCUGGGAAGUACUCCUGCAAGUCUCAUCGGUCGUGCUUGUCGGCACCUUAAUAUCAAACGUCGUGUGUUUCGCGCUAUGGGCCCAAAGCGCCACAGACAACCUCCAGUUGAACAUGACAAAGACCUUGGAUUCGUUUGCCACCCUCCUUGGCAUGCUCACAAACACCUUCCUUCUCGAGGAGCCCAUUCACCAGCCUAGCCAGGAUAAAAUACACAAGGCGGUCGAGAACCAUCAGGCAAGCUUCACGAGUCUCAAAAAGAACUUAGGAGAAGCCAAGUCGGAAUGGUUCAGCGGUCUGCGUGGACGAGGAGGCAAGGAGUCCAGACAAGCAUAUGAGGACGCGGUUGAUAGCCUCACGCGUCUUGCUCAACAUCUGAAUGGCUUGAGAAGCGGCACCCGGUUGCAGUACGAACUCACAAAGGCUCACAGCGAGGGACGCUUGACGUUGAAGCGACAUAGUCAAACGAUCGGAAGAGAGCGUGAUCCAAGCGGGUAUCGUUCUCCAGCCGGGAAGGGGAGAAGGAUGUCCAAUGGCGGUUCGGACAUGCGGGAUGACACAGAUGAAGUCCUACUACAAGCUGCGGCGGAUAUGUUCGGCGAUCUGGUCGAUGAUCUGGGUCCACCGCUGAAGGCGCUGACAAGAACUUGUACUGCAAGUUUCGAACGUCUACGCGAGGCAUUUGCGCAGAGCAAACAUGUCCAAAGAGAAACUCCAUUUCAACCUCAUGAUUUCCAUAUUUUGAUUGAUGAGAUCGACCGCGCGCUGUUUACUUUCGAGACUACCUCGAACCACGCUGUUAUGCGUUUAUACAAACGGAGCGAUUUUGCUGCCCCCUCUAUGGGGGAUUCAAUCGAUUCUUUAAUCCAAAGGGACAAUACAAUCCUUACGAACGGCGAACAUGAACACAUAUUUCUUCUCUAUUUUUUCAUUUUCACAUUGCAGGAAUUUUCUGGAGAGCUCAUUUCUCUUACGGACGCUAUGCGCAGAAUAUAUGCAGUCGAACAAGUCAGAGCGGAUACUCAGAGCUGGUUUAACCGAUAUAUUAUACAUGGCCCGUCAAAUCUUUUAUCUGCCAUGCGAUUGCGUCGACUUUUCUUCCCAAAGGUCCAACCUCAUGCUCCAAACACAAUACAAACGCCCCAUCCCGCGAAUCUCCCCUUUAUCGGUCGUAUGAAGCGGGCACUUUGGGAUUUUGGUGGGAUUUUGAAAGAGCGCAAGUUGAAGUAUGCGUUCAAAGUGGGGAUGUCUGCUGCUGUGUUGACUGCACCUGCGUUCUUUGAUGCUACGAGACCAAUUUUUACGGACUAUAAGGGUGAAUGGGCAUUAAUUUCCUUCUUUGGGGUCAUGUCGCCUACGAUCGGAGCUACCAAUUUCCUUAGCAUUCAUCGUGUAUUCGGUACUCUUUUCGGAGCUUGUGCCGCAGCUGGAAUUUACAGCCUUUUUCCGGAGAAUGCAAUUGUGUUGUCGAUCUUCGGUUUCUUUUUUUCGAUGCCUUGUUUUUACUACAUCAUUGCGACUCCACGGUAUGCGACGACGGGGAGAUUUGCUCUUUUAACAUAUAAUUUGACGUGCCUUUAUUCGUACAACGUUCGACAAGCCGACGUAUCUGUGAUCGAUAUUGCGUUUCAGCGCUCGACUGCGGUUAUCGCUGGUGUCCUCUGGGCUGCGAUUGUAUCUCGUUUCUGGUGGCCUUCAGAAGCGCGAAGGGAGCUCAGUCGAGAGCUGGGAGACUUUUGUCUGAACAUUGGAUGGCUAUACACCCACUUGGUAGCAGCCAACUCAGGCACGCCUCGCGCAGAAGACGACACGGAUGAAGACGAGCCCGAGACGCAGCCUCCGGAUGAGACAGUGUCGCUCUUGCCCAAGUCCGCUAAAGCCAAGCUUAGUAAAUCCAUUCAGGAUUUUAUGGCUAUGGAAUUGCACCUCCAGAGGAAGCUCAUUGAAUUGCAAGGUCUUCUGGCUCAGACACAGCAUGAGCCUCGGUUGAAGGGACCUUUCCCUAUAGCACUCUACCGGGCGAUAUUGACAAGUCUCCAGACUAUCCUGGAUAGGCUACACAGCAUGCGUUGUGUCACUACCCGAGAGGAAUGGAUUACGUCUGUAAGGAGCGAUUUCAUCUUACCCGUGAAUAAAGAGCGAAGAGAUUUAGUCGGCAACAUCAUCCUUUAUUUCUCCACGCUCGCAUCCGCCUUUCGCUUGAAAGCCCCAUUACCUCCGUACCUCCCACCAGUUGAGGAAUCGAGGGAGCGUCUGGUCAAUGCAAUCCGGAAAUUGGAUAUAGUCAGGAACAGAGAUGUGAAAGCGUCUCGACAGCUCCUUUUCUUUGCGUAUGCUCUUACUAUGAAAGGCGUCACUCAGGAACUGGAGUAUCUUGGGCGUACGCUACAAACCGUUUUUGGUGUGAUUGGACAUAAUCCGGAAGAGUUUGAGGCGUUGUUCAUGGAGCCGGGCGGGAGUGUAGAUGUCACACAUGUUGUUUAA